Prosopis cineraria is the source of this 2870-nucleotide messenger RNA. RefSeq lists its product as uncharacterized. The record is from RefSeq and is a predicted model, not a curated record. Bases 116 to 2593 code for a protein of 825 amino acids. Gene Ontology annotation, cellular component: nucleolus. The transcript has 15 exons. Gene Ontology annotation, biological process: ribosomal large subunit export from nucleus; ribosomal large subunit biogenesis. Lineage: Eukaryota; Viridiplantae; Streptophyta; Magnoliopsida; Fabales; Fabaceae.
CUUUCGUCUUUCUGACCCCUAUUUCCGUCAACUGAACGGGGCCUAGGGUUUUUAAAGGAUUUUUGUUUCUCUUUUCUUUCCGUUAUUGCAAAGAAACGUUUGAGCGAGUGCCUCCAUGUCUACUCAGGCUAUCUACGGCGUAAUGCCGGAAUCCUUAUCGGCAUCAGGUCGGACGUCAGAGAAGCUAAGCCUGCCGUCACUACAAUCCAAGAUGAAAUGUGAUCCUGAGGGAUAUGAGUCUGAGCUAGUCCUCCUCCGCAACCAAUUCGAUUCGUUAUUGGAACUCUUUGAGCAACAAGCGGUGAUGAAGUUCACCUCUAUCAAUGGCAUCGGUAGCGACUCCUCUGUAGCCAAAGACCUUGCUGAUAGAGCUAUGUUCUUGGCGCACGUCACUCCCUUUUAUCCUACGCAUCUUGCUGACUUCCCCAGAAAGCUUGCGGAAUUGCUACGCUCUGCUGGAAGCACGCUACCAUCUAACCUUCGGUGUCACCUGACGCAGGCUCUCAUCCUCCUCGUGAAUAGACAGAUUGUUGAUAUUGGGGAAACACUUCAAUUGUUUAUGAAUCUUCAAACCCUUGGUGACAGAACGUUAAGGAAGCUGGCGUUUGAUCAUGUUGUUCAUAGCAUUAGGCGCAUGAAUCAAAAGCAUAAAAAUGAAGCAAAGAACCGAGCGCUUCAAAAUAUAUUGUUUGGGAUGCUACAGCAAGAAGAUGUAGCAAGGGCUAAGCAAUCGCUCAUCACUUUGUGUGAACUGCACCGGAGGAAAACAUGGUUUGAUGAUAGAACUGCAAAUGCUAUCUGUACAGCUUCCUUUCAUCCAUCGUCAAGGAUCAUGAUAGCUGCAUUGUCAUUUCUUUUGGAUUAUGAGAAGAUUGAAGAUGAUGAAGACAGUGACAAUUCCAGCAGUGAAGAUGAAUCAUCUGCGCAACCUCAAGUUCUUCUUAGUAAGGAGGCAAUUUACAAGGCACACCACAAAGGUACAGUAGCUAGCAAGAAAAAGAAGCAGGCUAAACUGCAGCGUGUCAUGCGUAGCUUGAAAAGACAGCAACGCAUGUCCUCUGGAAACAAGAACACCAGUUAUUAUUCACCACUUAAUCACCUGAAAGAUGCACAGGGUUUUGCUGAGAAGUUGUUCUCUCGCCUUCAAAGCUGUAAUGAACGAUUUGAGGUUAGGAUGAUGAUGCUGAAAGUGAUUACCCGAACUGUUGGACUUCACCAAUUGAUUUUACUAAAUUUAUAUCCUUUUCUUCAGAAAUAUGUUCAGCCACAUCAACGAGAUGUCACAUAUUUGCUUGCAGCAGCUGUACAGGCUUGCCAUGAUAUGGUUCCUCCUGAUGCAGUCGAGCCCUUGUUUAAGCAGAUAGUAAAUCAAUUUGUGCAUGAUCGCUCACGUCCAGAGGCUAUUACUGUUGGACUAAAUGUGGUGAGGGAGAUAUGCAUGCGGAUGCCUUUGCUGAUGACAGAGGAGUUGCUACAAGAUCUUGCAUUAUAUAAGAAAUCACAUGAUAAGUCAGUUUCAAUUGCUUCUCGUUCUCUGAUUGCCUUAUUCAGAGAGGUUUGUCCUUCACUACUAAUUAAGAAGGACCGUGGGCGGCCCAUUGACCCUAAAGCAAGACCAAAGGCCUAUGGAGAAGUUAGCGUUGCAGCUGAUGUUCCGGGUCUUGAGUUAUUACAGACUCUUGACAAUGAUGAUGGGCAGGAGGGUGAUGAUUCGGAUGACUCUAUAUGUUGUGGCUCUGACAAUGAUCAUGAAAUUGAUGCUAACGGUAAUGAAGAGACGCAGGUGACUGGUGGUGAUAUUGGAAGUGAGGAUGAUGACACAGAUGGUAGUGAUGUUGGAUCAGAAAAUUUUGAUGAUAUUGAAGAUGAGGAGGACAAUCUCGAAGACAAUCAGCAGGUUGAUGAAGAGGAUGGUGAGGGUAUGGAACAUGAUGAUAGUGAUCAAAAUAUUUCUAGUGAUGAUGAUCUACAUGCAUCUGGUGAUGAUGAUCUCCACUCAUCUAGUGAUGAUGAUCUACAUGAAUCUGGUGUUGAUGAGAGCAUAGAUAGAAAGAGUAAAACUGAACAACCCUUAGACAGAAAAAGGAAGUUUACUGAUUCUACUGAACAACUUAAUGCUGAUGAUGCAAGUCUUCGAGCUUUGAAGAAAAAAUUGAAAUCAGACUUUACUGAUAGAAUACUUUCUAAUGAGGAUUUCCAAAGGAUCAAGAAGCUAAAGGCAAAGAAGGAAGCUAAAAGUGCACUGGCUCAGCAUGGGUUAGCAAAGUCAACAGCAGUUAAGGCUGCAAGCUCUGAUCAACUUAGUUUGAAACCUUUGGAUCCUGCCAAGCUUGAAGUUCACAUGAGGAAAAAACUAAGCAAGGAUGAAAGAUUGGCGUUGAUUAGAGCAGGAAGGGAGGAUAGAGGAAAAUACAUUGCUCGAGCAGCUGUCAAACAGAAAAAGACGGGUGGCCUGAGCAACCGACAGAAAGAGCACAAGAAGAAGAUGCCUCUGGCUGCGAAGAGAGAUAAGGUGGCAAAAUCUCGUAUAGAGAAAAAGAGAAAACAGAAUCGAUCAGGCAAACAGUUCCGAGGGAGGAAAGCCUGGAAAUAGUCAAAUUAUGUACACAGUAUUGAGUUAUGAGCCAUGCAGUUUUGUUUUUCAUCUUAGGAUUUCACCCACCAUCGCAUCAUAUUUCAUGACAUUUUGAUGCAUUUUUUUUUCACCCACGUUGUCAUGGUAGUUCAUUAGAUGCAGUUUUGCCCCCCAUUCGUUUCCUGUAGUGUUUUAGUUCGUUCUUUCCUGAAGAUUUCAUUGACGAAUCUGCAGUUACAGAUGUAUAAUGUCAAGUGUUUCUAGUGAGAGUAUUGAUCUUUAUUAUGCAGUCAAA